This is a messenger RNA of Hypanus sabinus (Atlantic stingray), 7307 nucleotides long. RefSeq names its product transmembrane protein 182-like. The transcript has 6 exons. Bases 120 to 1058 code for a protein of 312 amino acids. Gene Ontology annotation, cellular component: membrane. The record is from RefSeq and is a predicted model, not a curated record. Lineage: Eukaryota; Metazoa; Chordata; Chondrichthyes; Myliobatiformes; Dasyatidae.
AUCUUCACAUUUAAUACUGAUCGAAAACUCGCAGUGCUGGGCAAAGGCUCAUUCAGUCCGCCACUCUUCACCCAGAGCAAGACGGAGCGGUGGCUGCCGCUCGCUUUCUUCGGGAAGUCAUGAAAAGUUCCAGUUCAAAAGUGAUAUCCGUCGCUAGGUUUUUCAGUACUCUGGGGAUAAUUUUUUCCCUGUUGACUUUCUGCACCAACUACUGGCUACUCGCGACCGAAACCUGUGCACUGCCAAAAAAUGGUACUAAACCGGAAUUCAGGCAGGAAGGUCAAGUUGGGAUAAAACUGAAACCAACUCAAAUGUUAGAAAUAAAUAAAUUGCCAAAGAAUUUGUGGAAUCAAAGUGGACAUGGAGACCAAACUGAACGACACAUUCAACGGCGGAGUAUUGCAGAAACGAUGACAAAAAUUAAAUAUUUUCCUGGAAAGUACAGCUUCUACAGCAAAGCAUCUGCGAAGACUUUUCACUAUGAGGGUUUCUUCUGGAGUUGUGCAAUGAGUGUACGACAUAUUGACGACAGUUUUUCAACAUAUGUAUUUUUUGAGCAUGCAAUUUCAAAAAGUUGUAUAGGAGCUUACCAUCUCCCUUUCCCAACAAGGGUGAACCAGAACAGCUCUGCUUAUGACUUUGCCAUUGGUUAUCGCCAUUCCUGGAGUGUGCUGAUCGUGUUGUCUGUACUAACCAUUGGAAUCGGAUUUGGGCUCAUUGUUUAUGAAGCAUUCCAAGGGCAUGACUCUAUGUACAUACUAGGAGGAGGAUUUUUUCUUUUGGCUGGUAUUUUAUCCACAUUUUCCAUUGUUAUGUACAUCUAUUGGAUUCAAGCUCUUAUCGCUGUGAUGGGUCAGAUCAUUGUGCCAAGUAAAGUGUGCCCAUACCCGAUGGUUAAAGUUCUGUAUGGUUGGUCCUUCAUGGCAGCUCCUAUUGGUGCAUUCGCUUCUAUAUUUGCAGGCUUACUGUUCUUUCAGGUUGGAUGCACUGCUCAAAGAAAAAAAAAGAAUAUAACGUAUUCCAUGCCAUUUGAGAAAGUCGGUGAUGAUGAACUCUAAUUGCAUUUUUAUAUUGCAAUUCCCUUUUUCUCCAAUUUUUUCUCCAUUUCUCCAGAAGUCACAUUCAGUAAAUACUUGCAGCCCUCUUGUCCCUCAUUCCUCUCACUAUUGUGUAUAAUUGAGUGUAAGGAAUUAAUGCUGAUGAAUGGUUCAUUUGGCCUCAUACAACAUCCAUAUAUGAGUGCCGUUCUGCAUUCUGUAUUGUAAUCAGACUGCAGCACCUUGAUUCGUUCCCCACUUUAACAAGCCCAGGGCAUGGAAGUAAAUUGGAUUGUUUGUAUAGAUUUUUUUAGCUUACACAAUGUAGACAGCUAGACCUGUGAUCUUCUUAGACUGAAUUAUUCAUGAUUAUAUAUUUUCCCUUUGAACAACUAGAAACAACUUUAGAACUUCCAAACAUUUUAAAGUGAAAACUGUAUCCUAUAUUUGAAUUUUUUUAAUCUCUGGAGUUAAAUUAGUAGAAGGCAUUAACUACUACAACAGAUGCUCACAUGACACAAGACUUUAUAGUUAAAGCAGGGAAAUGAAAAAUAUACUUAAUAGAAAUAAUCUCAUUCUGUAUUUAAUUGUGCUGGAUCUAAUCUGUGGUGCCUGGUAUUUACAAGGGUAUUCAGAAAAAUAUUGUUCUGUCUGCGCACACUUCCUUCCAGCAGAUACUGUACACAACUCAAUGCCAUCAUCUCUAUUGAUAUUCAUUUUGAUGAUAUCAUUCCAUUUUGAGGAUUUAGCAAGAUUCUGAAAAAUAUUAAUUAAUAUAGUGAGAAAAUUCAGUUCAAUCAUUUGUUGUCACCACUGCUAGUGAAACUAAAAUAUUGAAAAUCUUUUAUCUUCUGAGUGAUUAGACUAUUAGACACAGGAACAGAAUUAGACCUUUUGGCCCAAAUGACUAAGCCAUAAAAUUAAAAUUUAGGAAAAAAUUCUCAUCAAGUAGGUAAUAAAGUCCAAAACUGUUAUUGAUAUCUUUAAACUUUGCCAAUGUGGAUGUAAGAGUAUGUUCACCAAUCCUGUUAUCAGAGUGGGAAUCUGCAAUAUAUUUGAAAAGAGUUGGAAGUUUGGUGAAGUGAUUUUAUUCUCUGUUAUCUAUGAAACCAUUUGCAUAAUAAGAGAAUCUAAUUGACUAUUAGUAAAUAAUAUUGGAGUAUUCUACAGUUUCCAUAUGCUCUUCUAACAAUGACAACAACUAAUUUACCCAGCCUUGAUUUAAAAUCACAGCACAGAAACAGGGCUCUUGUCCGUGCCAACUGGGAUGCCUAGCCAUGCCAAUCCCAUUUGCUGGCAUUUUAGCCCUUAUGCUCCAUGCUUUUUCUAUCUAACUAUUUGUUCCAAAUACUGACCAACUUCAGCUAUCCCUCAGUCUUCUACAGCUGAUAAAGUUGCAAAGAUUUCCAUCAGUUCAUCAGCAAUCUCCUCCCUUGAUCUGCUUAGCAUCCUUGGAUAGAUCCUCUCAAACUCUCACCCUUGUGUACACCAGUACUUUCAGCAGUUCCUCCUUUCUGAUGACAUGCUCUAGAAUAUCAAUGCAUCACUCUCAUAACUCUUCAGCCUCCACAUCUAUCUUCUUGGUAAAUACAGAUGGAAAGGAUUCAUCUACGACCUCACUCAUGUCCUCUGGUUCCAUACAUAGAUGACCUCUUUGGUCCCUUUGGGGACCCACUCUUUCCUUAACUGCUUUGUUGUUUCUAAUAUACUUACAAAAGAAUUUAGGAUUUUCCGUACUCCGACUUGCUAAAGUUGUUUCUUGGACCCCUUUUGCCCUCUUAAUUUCUUUCUUAACUUUACCUAUAUCCCUAUGAAUCUGAAUGGACCUGAUCAAUACCAAUUUCCUAUACCUAACAAGGGUUCCCUGAUCACACUUCAUUACUCCUCAGUAACCAAGUUCCACAACAUUACCAUCCUUGUUUUUAACCCUUACAAGGACAUCUUGUCUCUGAACUCUUACUUUUAAAUCAUUCACCUCUGGCAGCUGCUCUCAAUCUACAAUACAUGUAUAGGAAAAAUCCCCUCAGCUUAUUCUUUUUACUUUCUGCUCAGUGGAAUGAACUGAAACCCAGAAUGAUGAUUUCCUGAUUUCUAAGGAUAAGUAAUUUAGAUGUUUUAAAUAGCCUUCAACUCACUAGGGGCAAAAAAAAAACAAUAUUUGGGACCAGAGAUUACAUUUGAAGUUAGGAAGCAGUAGAGAUUGUGACCUUGGAUAGUAAAAUAGUUAGUACAAGCUGAAUGACUGGUGUUUGGAAUAAUGCUUCGCCUCCUACAUAGCAAAUCCAGGCCUAACAUGUUGGGGCAAUAUAGGUAGUUGGAAGUUUAAAAAAAGACUCAAAAUGUCACAUUGGAAUGAAAAGAAAAUUUUGUGUAAGGCAUGUUCUGGUACGCCUAUUAAUAAUGAUAAAGGGUAAAUCAUAAACACAAGAUGUUAAAGGGCAUUUUGUUGCUAGAAAAAAAAUGAAAUUUAAAGCUAAUUAGCUGACCCAAUUUGAGUGGCUGACACAGCAAUUUAAAAUGUGACCUAUAUUAAGGAGUAAAUUAAUUUAACGUAACUCUGUUUUCAUUUCCAAAAUCAUCCAAGCAUAUGAGACAUUUUUUAUGCAUCACUACAAGAUCAGAUAGCUAGGGCAGCAACACAAAUUCCUAAAAGUGAAAGACUCUCUGUAAUAUGUUGAAUGGAAUUGAAUGAAUCUGUUAAUUUAUGGUUAGGCACUAAAAAGGGAGAAAAAAGCUGUAACUCCUGUUUAAAAAAUCAGUUCAGUGAUGGAAACCUGUUUGGAAUGCCAAUAAAGACUGCUUUCCAAAAACAUUAGUAGACUAAAAUGUAUUAUCAUUUCUUGAAAAUCUACUAGCCUAAUAAGUAUGAAAUUUCAUGGAGGAUUUCCACUGCAAGUAAUAGCAUAGGUCAUGUUUUCAUGAAAAGGUCAUUUUAUACAAUAGUUCUGCUAUGAAUGAAAUUGUUUUGUGUAUUAUCUUCAUAGUGAAAUGAUUUCAAGGAACUUGCAAAUUUUGCAGUCCUGUUUCCAAUGACAGUGCAUUUUAUUUGUAUGCGGUCAUGUGAAUCUGUGAUGGGUUACUUGCAGAAUGGUCUGUAUGACACAACAUGCCAUACCAAGAGCCCAUUUACUGACUUAUCAUGUGGGGUUUUCAACACCUUUGACAAAUUGUCAUCACAGACAGAACUUCUUUAAAAGAGCAGCUGGUUUAUUGUCUGGCAGAAUUAGGAGGAGGCUUCAGUUGCAGCCAGGAGGAAGGUCAAUUCAUCCUGUGAAUGUCAAGCCCCUGUCCCUGGGGGUUAACAGAUACAGCAUGGACCAAAAUCACAGGGAUGAUGAACUACCUGGGUCAAUAUUCUGGGUCUGACUCCAGAUUCAGGUUCAUAUCUAGCAGAUGAAAUGUACAGUUGGAUAUAUAUCUGAUACUGUAUAACACUACAUUCAUAACACUUGUGGGCCAGGUCUCUUGCUGAAUGCCACUCUGUACAGUAUUGGUGAGCACAGAUUUCUCUCCAUAUAAAAUGGGUAUAGCAUUGGUAGACAAAUCUUUGUAACUGAAUAAUACUGGGACAACAAGCAGUGAGCAAGGUCUGUCAAUGUAUACAGAUCAUGUACUAGUUGUCACAGGUCUGUUAUUGUAUAACAUAGGGAUAGUACUAAUAGGUACUAAUCUGACAUUAUUUAACAUUGAGGUACAGUACUGGUAAGCACAGGUCUGUUACUAAUAAUAUGGAUAUAACACUGGGGACAGUUCCAUGUGCAAGAUUUGGGUACAGUAGUGUUCAGGCUAAGAUCUGUCAAUGUGCAGCUGUGGCCAAUUCUCACUGGCAUUACUAUGUUUCGUAAAGCUGGGGCAGGCACUGAGGACCGUAAUAGUUUGUAUUACCCACCCACCAGGUGCUCCACUCCAGGCUUUGUUAGAGGCAGACAUGUGUACAUGAAAUGAUAUAUUGUAUGCUGGUUAUUCAGGGAGGAAGGAAGAAACCUUCUUCCUAUUCUUGAAAUGUAUGAUGUUUGACUGCAGGAAGAUGUCAAUACCCUAGAUUUGUAAGCCAAAACACUGUGUUUUGUGCAUUUUUCUUAAUUAAUUGGAUAAAAUCAAAUGCAUUUUUCAUGAGCAUCCCUUAGAAGUGAUUGGGCUGUAAAUCUGAUCCCUUCCACAAAAGGAAUUGUAUUUUACCGAUGCAGAUUAUGAAUUAAUUUUUUGUCCAUUAAUAUUUGUUGUAUCUGUAGUACUCAAAUGUAUACAGAAAUCUGUUUAUGGUUCAAUUUCACAAUAAAGUCUGGAAAAUAUAAGAUAAUUGAAAUUUAUUUUUAAUAAACAUAAGUCCGUUGCUGAGAUCCUGAUGAAGGGUCUCAGCCCGAAAUGUUGACAGUGCUUCUCCUUAUAGAUGCUGUCUGGCCUGCUGUGUUCCACCAGCAUUUUGUGUGUGUUGUAGACAAAGGAGAAUAAGUUGAUGAUGUGUACUUGUAUUUUCAGAAGGCCUUUGACAGGGUGCCACAUAAGAGGCUGCUUAACAAGCUAUUAUGGAAAAUGGUAUUACAGGGAAGAUUCUAGCACGAAUAAAGCAAUGACUGGCAGGAGGGAAAGAAUGGGAAUAAAUGGUUGGAUUCUUUUCACAUUGUAUGUCAAUGAUUUGGAUGAUCGGAUCGAUGGUUUUGUUACAAAGUUUGCAGAUGAUACGAAGAUAGGUGGAGGGGCAGGUAGCUGUGUGGAAGUAGACAGGCUACAGAAGGAUUUAGACAAAUUAGGAGAAUGGGCAAAGAAGUGGCAUACGGUGUUGGGAAGUAUAUGGUCUCUUGGACUUAUUGCACAGUAGAAAAUAUAUCCAUUGUGCUUCCAGAUGAAUAGAAUCAGUAUUGUGAAGUAGUUAUAGAUGGCUGUGAAAAAUUUUACUAUUUCAUAGCACAGAAUAAAAAAUCCUUCAGUUGUUACUGUUUUUGAAUUUCAUCUUUCUUGAAGUUGGGUGCAAUUAAGGUCAUCAAGAUCUUUUGAGUUGUCCCGCACUUCCACGAUUUUGGCAAUGAGGCCAAGAAUUUCUUAUUCCAGUUCCUCUCUAACAAGUUUUAGAACAUGAGCAGGGAGACUGCAGUUGGAAAAAAAAACCAUAAGACAAUAAGGCAUAGGGUCAGAAUUAGGUCAUUUGGCCCAUUGAGUCUGCUCUGCCAUUCAAUCAUGGCUGGUCAUUUUUCCCCUCCUCAGCCCCACUCCCCGGCCCCGCUCCCCGUAACCUUUGAUGACAUGUCCAGUCCAGAACCUAUCAAUCUCUGCCUUAAGUACACCCAACAACCUUAUAUAUUAUGUAUUGCAUUGUACUGCUGCUGCUAAGUUAUCACAUUCUGGUGAUUCUGAUUCACCUAUACAAGAGAAACUAUUGGCCUGACAAGCUGUUACAGAUUUAGAGUUUGCUGCAUGCGAACAGGCACUUCAGCCCAUUAUAUGGGGUGCAGAGUUACCCAUCCCCCCCCCAAGAACCAUGAACGAUAGCUGUUGCUAUGCUGCUCAUGAUAGAGAGAGACGAAACACAGGCAAGAACAUUUGCUACAGAUAAGAGGGGGAGAGAGACUGUUGAUUAACUGUAUUAUGACUCUUCCUGGAUUAUUUACUUUCUACUACAAGGACUGUACUUGGCUCGUUAACAUUCCUCAGGAGAUAGCAGGAGUGGCCUGAUUUGAUGGACAAGGUCAUUCAGAGUUGAUGGACAGCUGAGACCCCGUGAGUGGGGAUAAAAAGACAGGUCUGGAGACACAUUCUUCAGACACACCAGUGGACACUGAUUGAGUGUUGGGAACCCACAGAAAGGUGGAGGCUUCGAAGACCGAACCAGGAGAUCGGUCAGUAAAGCUCACAGUGUUACAGCAGGGCCAGUGGGGACUUGUGUGUGUGUCCACUCAUGCCAGAGUGACGAGUCCACCAUGGAAGAACGGUCUAGCUGAAGACCAGAGGGGUCAUAACUGAAUGACCACAACGAUAUGACAGAUUAAGAAAGCAAAGGAAGGUUUGGCUGCUUUCGCUGUUACCUCUCGCUAGCUCUCUCUCUCUCUCCAAUGAUUUCAACACAACAACCAUAACUACUUCAGCAUUUAUGAACUGAACUUUAUACUUUUCUAUGACAAUUCAUUUACCCCUAGACAUCAAUAGAGCUUGUUUAUUAUUGAUUAUUAUUAUUCCUACACUUUUAGGUUUAUUACUGCUAACUUGUUUUAUAUGUAUAUUUGCAUUUUUGAUAUUGUAUUGAGUAGUUUACUAAUAAACACCUUUAGUUUGGUA